AUGGAACGCCUGCAAACGGAGGAUGGCCAUCACUUCAUUCGUUCAUUGGCGCAGUUCAUUCGCCAACACGAGAAGGCUCUCGCAAACAGCCUCCAGUUAUCAGUCCACCGACGGCAGAGUUCCUUGAAUUCUCCCUUGUCCAGUGCCUCCAAAGGCACCUCGGGCACUACCACGGGCACCUCGACAGGAUCCAAUAAUGCUGCCAGCGCGUUGGCUGCCGCUUUCUCCUUCACAGGCCUCAAUUUCCGAUCACAUGCUACGAAAGCGGCCCUCCUCACCUUGACACCCCAUCACCUUUUCUUCCUCCUCUCCCGUAUGGAAGAAAUUGACAUUGCCGUGGGGUCUAUGAAUGUUCGGCUUGAAAAUAUCCACAAUGAUUCUUCGUCGAAUUACGUCUCGUUUCUGCAAUCGCACAAGCCAGCCAAGGGACGCAGUGACCGGGAUUCGGUCCAUUCCGUCUCCAGCAUGCGAAGCGUCAUGUCUGGAAUGAGCACAUUUUGGUCUACCAUUGGGUUGGGCGGUUCUACAUCAAAGACCGAGAAAGCCAAAGCAGUUGAACAGGCUGAUUUGACCUACUUGUACUCUGCCUUUACCAAGCUCCCAUCCCUCCGCCUCACAACGGACCACCGAGCGCGCCUGAUCAAGAACUAUGAGGAGUUCCCCUUCGACACCGCUGUGCCCUUGUUUGCUUUCAAGAAUCUCCAGCAACUUGACAUUGUAGACCUUGACUUCCGUCAAUUCUUCGGGUGGGACCGUCUUGCUGAACAACUGACGUUGUUGACCGUCAAGCGGGCAAAUCUGGACGAUCCGGCCGAGCUGCUCACCCACAUUGUGUUGGAUGAUGCUGAGAAACGACGGAGACGUUCGACGAAAGGCGGGCGUGGUUCCCCAACGCCGACCUCUUCGUGGACAGUCCCAUCAACUCCCUAUACCGAAUACGCACAGUCACAUUCUGAUCCAGGAUCUCCUGCUAUGGGAAGUAUUGAUCCCGAAGAUUCGCUGGAUGCUGUUUCGAGAGAAAAACCACUCUCAGGAAGUGUGUCACCAAAGAGGCCCAGUCCUUCGCGGCCAAGCAGUUCAUACAGGCAUAUACGCACAUACUCGUCCAAGGCCAAGAGGUCAGGUUCCGGUAGCUCGAAUUCGAGUGACUAUUCGAUCCAACCGCAUCGUAGUGAGAGUGCAUCGAACCUCCUGAGUAUGAACAUUCUUCCCACUUCCAAGUGGCAAAGGCUGAAGUACCUAUCGCUUGCCGAUAAUUCCUUGACGUCGAUAUCGGCCAAAAGUUUGGCUCCUGUAGCAAGUACUCUUCGAUCUCUGAAUCUUUCUUCCAAUCUCUUCACUGAGAUUCCGGAUGGUCUCGCAUCACUCACAAGACUCGGAUCAUUGGAUUUAUCGAACUGCAUGAUUGGAUCUCUACAAUCCCUUUCAAAGUCACCGCUACCUGCUGUACUGACCAUCAACCUGAAAGGUAAUCGACUCAGAUCCCUUGCCGGAGUGGAAAGAUUGUUGUCUCUUGAGCAGCUCAAUGUACAGGACAACCAGAUCUCGGACUCGAUGGAGAUGGCGCGUCUCACUGGCAUUCCCAAUUUGAAGCGAAUCUGGGUCAAGCGGAAUCCGUUCACCAAAACAUCCUCGGAUUAUCGAAUCACCACGUUCAAUUUAUUCCGAAAGACUCCAGGUUAUGUGGAGGACAUCGUCAUUGAUGAGUCAGGGCCGGGCUACUCAGAACGGAAACAGCUGGUGGACCGGGUACCUGAAGUUGAGCGUCAACUCGCUCAACCGUCGAUCCGCAUCGCAGAGCUCCCCGUGAUUGUUCAACAAAGUGAGCCCUCAAAUCCGGUGUCGAGUGUGCCGGGUGAAGUUGCGAUGAAUUCUGCUCGCCGGAAAAAGGCACCUCGACGACGCAUUGUCGACCUGGCCAAGGACGAGGGUGCCAGCAGAGUCUCCAGUGAGGAUCUUGCUGCAACAAUAAUAGCAGACCCUGCAAGGACAGAACGUUCUAGGGUCAUAAUGAGUCGAACACACAGCGAGCCGGCAUCUACUUUGACAGACACGGCGGAACCCGACACAGACGAGUCGUCAGUGCAGACGCUGGUACAUCGUUCCAGCGAGCACCUUAAUCAAGAGGAUGAUUAUCGAGCCAAAAUUGAGGCUCUUCGACAGGAGUUUGGGAGCAACUGGUUGAGUGCUCUCGGAGAUCAGAAUUGGCAUAGCAGCCACACAGUUGAAGUGAGUCGAGGCCAAAGUCUCGACCAUAAUUCUUUACACCGUCCUGGCCAUCAGGUGAUUGUCAGCGGCGGACGCACUCUAGGAUGA
Molecule: messenger RNA, 2316 nt
Organism: Exophiala bonariae
Lineage: Eukaryota; Fungi; Ascomycota; Eurotiomycetes; Chaetothyriales; Herpotrichiellaceae
Exons: 2
Coding region: 1-2316 (771 amino acids)
Cellular component (GO): cytoplasm
Molecular function (GO): protein binding
Source: RefSeq, a predicted model, not a curated record